AUACUUACAAAAAUAUCAUCUCAAGUGAUUGCUUCCCUAAAAAUUUAUUCGCUCUUUCAAUAUCCUUCCUUAGAGCCAUGUCGCAAUUUGGAGUUUACAGCGACCAGAAGGUACAAGGGCAAACGCCUUUCGAAUCACGUCUUACGUAUGGCUGACGUAGAGGACCAAGAAAUAUGCGAGAUGCAGUGCUUCAUAGAAAACAACUGUUUCAGUUAUAACAUUAUGACCAGAAGUGAUAGUGGAAAGCAAAGAUGCGAAUUAAAUAAUGCUACACAUGAAGGGCACGAAAGAGACCUGAAGACAGACACGGAUUACGUAUACCAGGCCGCUGAGGUAUGAGGUAUCUUUUGAAGAUUAAGGUUUAUGAUGACUUUCUACAACAAGCGAAUUCUGAGCUUAUAAGCUAAACUUGAAACAUGAUUUCUUCUGUUCCUUCCAAUCUUUUGUCAACUAACCUUUUUUAAUCAUUAUCGUAAGGGGCAACUUCUUAACCUAAUGGAUCGAAUUCAAGGUUAAGAGCAUGGCCCAUGGAACAGAGAUAUAUGUUUCGCCAGCAGUUUUAAGUAUUAACGGAUAGCAGUGAUACAUAAUUGGGGCGGGGAGCCUCUUCUAAAUUGUUUUAAAAGUUUUUAUGUAUUCACUCUAGAAAAAGUCGAUCUAAAUCCCACUGGUUGUUAGAUAUAUUUGAAGACAUCGCAACCAAUUAGUGAACACCCCUAAUUUUUUAAAUUAUUUUUAUCUUCCCUUAUACAGAGCAGAUGCUCUAGUAGCCCUUGUAGUAAUAAUGCCACCUGUCAAACUGGAUUUACAGAGAGAGGAUAUCGCUGUUUGUGCCUUGAGGGAUUCACGGGGCUAAACUGCAGGAAAGGUGAGCAUUCAGCUAUAAGCUAAGCCUGAGUCCAGGCAUAUUGUGUUUGAAUUAGGGAUCACUUGGAAUAUCUCGUAUGCGACAUUUUGUUCAGUAUAAUCGCAACUUAUAGAAGAUAAACCUAUCCCGUUAUGAAGUCUAUUCCUUUCUAAGUUAUGAUUCGCUCUUUAUUUGUUGUUAUUCUUUAUAGAUCGUGAAAAGAUCUUAACGAUAUGUUGAUAAUUUCGGUAUUUUUUGUGAUCGACUAAAAGAUCAAUCAGGAGGAAUUUCGGUUUGGUUCGUCGCGUGCAAGUAAAAAUGUUUAUCAAAUCUACGUAAAAGACAUGAGCUUUUCCAGAUUGAGUUGUCACAUGUCUGUUUCAUAUACAUAACAGACUUGUGUAACUAACAUAACAAUGCAUUUUUAAAUGCUGAGCGGCCAGGGAAACUUUUCUUGGGUGCUCGCCAUAGUAAUCGUUGCAGUGUCUACUCAAUAGAGUGGUCCACUAAAUAUAGGUUCGUUCUAGUCGAAUGCGAGAUAAAAGUGGAGAAAUUAGUCCGCCUAUUUAAGGUUUCAUUACAUUCCUCUUUUCAGAUGUGGACGAGUGCUCUUCUGGAGUACACGACUGUGAUGUUCAUGCUGAUUGCAUUAAUACCGAUGGUUCUUUCAAAUGCAUUUGUAAACAUGGAUACCAAGGAGAAGGAAAGAGCUGCCAAGGUUUGAGGCGUGGUUUCAUGUAACACGAAUGCAAUCUUCGUGCAUGGCCGAGUGGUUAGGGUACUGAACUUUUAAUCUGGUGGUCCCAGAUUCAGGUCCUCCACCCUGCCAUUCAUAAGGAUGACGGUUACUACUGGGAAUAGACAGUUGUAGAACAGCACCAUUAAUUUUUUUCUAUAAAAGGGAAUAAGCGUUUGAGGUUUCGAGACAAGCAACAAAUGGAUUACCUUUUUUCUGUGAUUUCUUGCCUAACUAUAUUUCGACAAUUGUGGAUGAGCCAAAAGUAAUUAUUGUGUCUUUUUUUUUUCUUUCAGCUACAAAUUUUUCAUCAGCAAAGGAAAUUUACGCGUCGAACUAGUAAGUAACUUCCAAGGCUUUCAUUAUCAUUUCAUGAACAAAUUUAAACACUGUUUUUAUUAUUGUUGUUCCUAGUCUCAAAACCUAGACUACGCACUACUCCUCCAUUUUCAUUCCAACACUUCCAAUUUCUGUCUUGUGUUAUUCUGUUACAAAAAGUGAAUGCAAAAGAGCUCAAAAUAGGCAUAAAUUAAAUUUCAGGUUUCCUUACAUGAAUGGCGUGAUUCCAAGCUGACACAAAAUUUUUGAUUAUUUAAGUUCCAGAGAAAACAAAGCCUUUCCACUGCGCGUUGGAUCUGAAGAGAUCCGCACAUUCUGCGUCCUAAACGAUACCAGCUUAGGAUCAUGUGGCGGAGGGGGCUGGACACUAGUCAUGAAAAUUGACGGAAAAAAGGUGCUAAUAAUUAUAAUCAUCACCGUCAUUCACAAGAUCACGGGAAGGUCUUCUACCACUUCAAAUCUCACUUGCUCGAGUUCGGCGAACACGGAACUCGCUCUUAAUCGAUAACAGCCCCGAUCUUCACCGUUACUUCACACCCGUUAACACGUGCUACAACCUCUACCGUCCUCGCAACUCGAAGCAGUCUUCGUUUUCGUUCAGAACGUUCUCUACAUCAUGAUCUCACAGCCCAUAACUCGAACCACAUUUCUCAUUUGGAAAACUUAAAGUCUUAGAAUUAUAUUAUGUUCCUUUCUUUAUCCUAUUUUUCUCUUAUACAAAACGUGCCAUCACUUUAAAAAAUUUCAUUUGAAUGAACUUUGCAUCGGAAUCUUAGAACCCCAUGCACGAGCCUCUUAUCGAUUCUUUGGAGCAAGCAGUUACAAAUAUAUUACAUUAAUCACAUUCGGUUGCUCAAAUCCAUUUGACAUAUUUCUGUCUCUAUCAAUACUUUAACCUUUUUUUUUUAAACAGCAAACGUUUCACUUUGACUCUGCUUUUUGGACAAACAAAGAAGCAUACAAUCUAACCGGUGGUGAGACAGGAUUUGAUACUGAAGAGACUAAGUUACCGACAUACUGGAACACACCUUUCCUUAAGAUCUGUCUUGGUAUGAGGAUCCCUGGUGAAGAUACUUUGCAUUUCAUCGCUGUAAACCAGUCCGCUGACUCGCUCCACUCACUGAUUGCUGAUCAGCAGUACCGACCCACCUCAUUAGGCCGUGAAACAUGGAAAUCACUGCUUGGUUCCGAAGGGUCUUUGCAACUUAACUGCAAUAAGGAAGGAUUCAAUGUGAUGAAGGAAAACAACUGCUCCAAAGCACGAAUCGGUAUCAAUAGCAACAACGAAAUCGAUUGUUGGACGAGCGAUUCCGGAGUUGGGUUUGGUAUUGGUGGAUUCCUUAGUGUCAAUGGUACGUGUGGUAACGUGGCGUAUUAUGAACCAGAUAAUGGAGAAAAAAGUAUCAAAACUAUGGGAUACAUUUUCAUUCAGUGA
Molecule: messenger RNA, 3357 nt
Organism: Pocillopora meandrina
Lineage: Eukaryota; Metazoa; Cnidaria; Anthozoa; Scleractinia; Pocilloporidae
Source: the annotation of a GenBank genome assembly